This is a messenger RNA of Odontomachus brunneus, 1042 nucleotides long. It is a transcript of the gene Blos1, whose product is annotated as biogenesis of lysosome-related organelles complex 1 subunit 1. The record is from RefSeq and is a predicted model, not a curated record. Gene Ontology annotation, biological process: endosomal transport. Gene Ontology annotation, cellular component: BLOC-1 complex. Bases 445 to 831 code for a protein of 128 amino acids. The transcript has 4 exons. NCBI's taxonomy places the organism in Eukaryota, Metazoa, Arthropoda, Insecta, Hymenoptera, Formicidae.
AAGAGACAAAGCUAUUUCCCUAACGUUAUUUCUCUAGAAUCGCCGUUCUACAAAAGUGGCUUGUUCUUUAUAACUGUAUUUUUUGAGUUAUCUUGUAAUAUUUCUGUUUUCUUCUCUCUCUGUUCUAAUAAGUAUGGUGCCCUAUCUUAUUUUAAAUAUAUACAGUGCAACUUAAUGCAACUAUAAAGAACAGAUAUAUUACGGAUCUCAUGAAAGAACACAUUCGUUUCAAUAUUAGUCUAAAAUUCAGUGCAUUUAAUUCAGUGUUCUCCUUGGUAAGGAGAGUUGUCAAUCACUUAGAUUAGAUUAGGUUAGGUUAGGUGUUCACAAAUUAUCAAUACUACAGAAUAUUUUACUGUGCUAGAUUUAAAGACACUAACUAGUUAUAUAUAUUUGAUUAAAUCUCAACAAAGUGUUCUAUACAAUUUUCAACAAUUGCCGAAAAUGUUAUCAGCAAUUGUAAAAGAACAUCAGAGUAAGCAAGUAAUAAGGAAAGAAAGACAAGAGCAAAAGCGUAAAGAAGCUGUUCAGGCUGCGAGCAACUUGACUCAAGCUCUCGUUGAUCAUUUGAAUGUUGGGGUGGCCCAAGCAUAUUUAAAUCAGAAAAAAUUAGAUGCAGAAGCAAAGCAAUUACAGCAUAGUGCAACCAAUUUUGCCAAACAAACACAGCUAUGGUUGAAUUUGGUAGAAUCCUUUUCAAGUUCUUUAAAAGAAAUUGGGGAUGCAGAGAAUUGGGCACGUAGUAUAGAAGGAGAUAUGCGAACAAUAGCUACAGCUUUGGAAUACUCAUAUAAAGCUACACAGGAAAAUCAAAGUGUUGGAAAUGUUUAAAAAAAGAACUAUAUGAGAUAGUUUGUAAUUAUAUAAGAAUUUCAUAAUAAUUCUAUAGUAUGAAGUUUAUGUUAAAAUAUGAAGUUAUUAUAAUUUAAAUUAUGUAGGAGAAAAAUUUUGUACAUAAUUUUUUUAGAAUUAAUAUGUCAUGUUCUAAUUAAAAUAAUUAUCGUUUGUAAUAUUAUCAAGUACAUUUAACCUUUUAUUUUUA